Messenger RNA from Eriocheir sinensis (Chinese mitten crab), 3380 nucleotides. Its product is annotated as mucin-6-like. NCBI's taxonomy places the organism in Eukaryota, Metazoa, Arthropoda, Malacostraca, Decapoda, Varunidae. The transcript has 2 exons. Bases 794 to 2650 code for a protein of 618 amino acids. The record is from RefSeq and is a predicted model, not a curated record.
UAUAUAUAUAUAUAUAUAUAUAUAUAUAUAUAUAAUGGAGAUAUGUACAGAAGGAUCACAAUAAUAACAGUGCAGUGGGAUGCUGAUUUUAAUGAUUAAUAGCUACUGUAAAAAGUGGUGACAUUACCUCAAGUGUACGAAGAUCUAAUCGGUUUUCAGCAGACACUCUCAGAUACAACAGCACAAUUGAAAUUCAAUUACUUUUCUUGUGAUUAUUCAUAUGAAAAUGAUAAGAAAUGAGUAAUAUAUAUAUAUAUAUAUAUAUAUAUAUAUAUAUAUAUAUAUAUAUAUAUAUAUAUAUAUAUAUAUAUAUAUAUAUAUAUCACCAUUUGCGCAGCCUUGAUUUGCGGCCAUCGUCCCACCAAUUUGCGCAGGUGGUCUUGCCAAUUGCGCACCUCGCCCCCCCCACCACUUAGUGCCGUCUCCCGCGUAAAUUUAGAUUUCUACGUAGUAUUGGUAAACAUGUCCAUGGUGGUGAUGAAGUUGGCGGUGGUGAUGAAGGUGGUGGUGGUGACGAAGGUGAUAAAGGUGGUGGUAGUGGAGAUGAAGGUGGUGGCGGUGAUAAAGGUGUUGGGGGUUAUGAAUGUGGUGGUGGUGAUCAAGGUUGUGGUGGUGAUGCAAGAAGUGUUGGUGGUGAAGGUGGUGGUGGUGGUGAUGAAGGUGGUGGCAGUGAUGAAGGUGAUGGUGGUGGUGAUAAUAGUGGUUGUGGUGAUGAAGGUGGCGAUGGUGGUGAUGCAGGUGGUGGUGGUGGUGGUGACAGUGGUAGUUGUGACGAAGGUGGUGGUAUACGGUGAUGAAGUCACCAUCCCCUCUACUUUCACUACCACCACCACCAUGCAUUUUCAUCACCACUACCACUAUCAUCACCACAACUUUCAUCACUACCCCACAUUCAUCACCACCACUUCUUUCAUCACCAUCACAACUUUCAUCACUACACAACAUUCAUCACCACCACUUCUUCCAUCACCAUCACAACUUUCAUCACUACCCCACAUUCAUCACCAUCACUUCUUCCAUCACCAUCACAACUUUCAUCACUACCCCACAUUCAUCACCACCACUUCUUCCAUCACCAUCACAACUUUCAUCACUACCCCACAUUCAUCACCAUCACUUCUUCCAUCACUACACAACAUUCAUCACCACCACUUCUUCCAUCACCACCACAACUUUCAUCACUACCCCACAUUCAUCACCAUCACUUCUUCCAUCACCAUCACAACUUUCAUCACUACACAACAUUCAUCACCACCACUUCUUCCAUCACCACCACAACUUUCAUCACUACCCCACAUUCAUCACCAUCACUUCUUCCAUCACCAUCACAACUUUCAUCACUACCCCACAUUCAUCACCACCACUUCUUCCAUCACCAUCACAACUUUCAUCACUACCCCACAUUCAUCACCAUCACUUCUUCCAUCACCACCACAACUUUCAUCACUACCCCACAUUCAUCACCACCACUUCUUUCAUCACCAUCACAACUUUCAUCACUACCCCACAUUCAUCACCACCACUUCUUUCAUCACCACCACAACUUUCAUCACUACCCCACAUUCAUCACCACCACUUCUUUCAUCACCAUCACAACUUUCAUCACUACCCCACAUUCAUCACCACCACUUCUUUCAUCACCACCACAACUUUCAUCACUACCCCACAUUCAUCACCACCACAACUUUCAUCACAACCCCACAUUCAUCACCACCACUUCUUUCAUCACACAACUUUCAUCACUACCCCACAUUCAUCACCACCACUUCUUUCAUCACCACCACAACUUUCAUCACUACACAACAUUCAUCACCACCACUUCUUUCAUCACCACCACAACUUUCAUCACUACACAACAUUCAUCACCACCACUUCUUUCAUCACCAUCACAACUUUCAUCACUACCCCACAUUCAUCACCACCACUUCUUUCAUCACCACAACUUUCAUCACUACCCCACAUUCAUCACCACCACUUCUUUCAUCACCACCACAACUUUCAUCACUACCCCACAUUCAUCACCACCACUUCUUUCAUCACCACCACAACUUUCAUCACUACCCCACAUUCAUCACAACCCCACAUUCAUCACCACCACAACUUUCAUCACUACCCCACAUUCAUCACCACCACUUCUUCCCUCACCACCACAACUUUCAUCACUACCCCACAUUCAUCACCACCACUUCUUCCCUCACCACCACAACUUUCAUCACUACCCCACAUUCAUCACAACUCCACAUUCAUCACCACCACUUCUUUCAUCACCAUCACAACUUUCAUCACUACCCCACAUUCAUCACCACCACUUCUUUCAUCACCAUCACAACUUUCAUCACUACCCCACAUUCAUCACCACCACUUCUUUCAUCACUACCCCACAUUCAUCACCAUCACUUCUUUCAUCACUACCCCACAUUCAUCACCACCACUUCUUUCAUCACUACCCCACAUUCAUCACCACCACUUCUUUCAUCACCAUCACAACUUUCAUCACUACACAACAUUCAUCACCACCACUUCUUCCAUCACCAUCACAACUUUCAUCACUACACAACAUUCAUCACCACCUCGCCUUCAUCAUCACCACCACCACCUCUUUCCUCACCACCACCAUCAGCACCACCUUCAUCACCACUACCGACCUUGAAACCAGCUGGCUAGCCGCUAGUGAAGAACACUGCCAACGUACACAACAUGUCGUUUCCCGCCAUUGCCCGAUCGCCUCUCCUGGUCUCGUGGUGACUGCGAUUACUCGAUGUUUUCUGCCUCACCUUCCCACCACCAUCAUGGCUUUUUUUUUAUUUAUUUAUUUUUUUUUUUUUUUUUGCUGGUAGGGGGGUUUUGGGGCCGUGACCAUAUGUAUUUUUCCCCAUAAGUUAUUAAGUUCGCCAUUUGCGCCUUCGCCAUUUACGCACCUUCAGACCGCCCAUAUGGGCAUAAACGGUGAGGUUUUACUGAAGAAAUAUUAACACCUUGAACAGCUUGCAGGAAGAGGUGGUGAAGGCGAGCAGUGUCGAUCAAAUGAAGGAAAGGCUGGAUGAAAGUAGAUAUGAAGACGGGACUAUUAGAGUUUAGCUCGGGCCCUGUAGACUACAAAUAGGUAUAUACAAAUAGGUAAAUACACACACACACACACACACACACACACACACACACACACACACACACACCCUAAGGUAACCAAAAAGGAUGUUGGUAAAAAGGAGUGGUUGAUGAGAGGCAGCUAGAAAGAGAAAGGAGGAAGCUUGGAAGGGAUGGAGGAGACGAAGAAGAAUCAACUCGUGGAACAAUUACAAACAAGCAAGGAAUGAAUAUACAAAGAUUAGAAGAGAAGAAAAAUGGAAAUAUGAAAAAGAUAUAAUCGACAAGUGCAAAGA